Molecule: messenger RNA, 829 nt
Organism: Oryctolagus cuniculus (rabbit)
Lineage: Eukaryota; Metazoa; Chordata; Mammalia; Lagomorpha; Leporidae
Source: RefSeq, a predicted model, not a curated record
CCUGGGGUGGGGCUCCCACGCCUGACCCCACCCAGCCUGCCUAUAUGCCCAGGCUGUGCCCCAGGCUGCUCUGUCACCCAGCAGGGGCGGAGAGCCGAUGGCACUGCAGUUUGAAGCCUUCUGCGCAGGGGGCCUGGCCCCCGGCUGGAGCCUGCUCGUCCAGGGACAGUCGGACUCUGGGGAGGACAGGUUUGAGGUCAACUUCCUGUGCGAGGGCGGCGACAUCGCCUUCCAUGUCAAACCCCGCUUCUCCAGCGCCACCGUGGUGGGCAACGCCUUCCAGGGCGGCCACUGGGGCCAGGAGGAGGUGUCCAGCGUCGUCCCACUGGCCCUGGGGCAGCCCUUCGAGAUGGAGGUGAGCUCGGACGAGGAGCACUUCCACGUGUUCGUGCAGGAGCACAAGGUGCUGCAGUUCCCGCACCGCCAGAGGCCGCUGGCCGCCAUCACCAGGGUGCGGGUGCUGAGUGACCACCGCCUGGCCCAGGUGGAGCUGGCCAGGAGGGGCCUGAGCUGGGGGUACGUGACCGGCCCAGGCCCUCUUAGCCGGGGAAGGGUCCACUGCGUGGCGGGCCCGUGGCUGCCCUGCCCUGCUCCCAGCAGGCCUCACGCUUCGGGCCACGGGAGCAGGGCCACGCCCACCCCCCACCCCUCCAGCCCUGCUCCGCCAGACUCACCCCCAGGUCUGUGGCUGGCGGGGGCGGGGCUGAGGCGCGUGCCUUCGGUGCUUACAGGGACGGGGGCUACUGAGCUGCCGGUGGUCCGGGAGGGAGCGUCCAGGGCGCCUGGAGUCCACCUGCCGGCUCCCCCUCAAUAAAAUCUAAGCACGCUG